Molecule: messenger RNA, 1344 nt
Organism: Salpingoeca rosetta
Lineage: Eukaryota; Choanoflagellata; Craspedida; Salpingoecidae
Exons: 11
Coding region: 69-956 (295 amino acids)
Molecular function (GO): oxidoreductase activity
Source: RefSeq, a predicted model, not a curated record
GAAUAAUUCGAUGUUGAAGUAAGCGUUCGCUUGUGUGUGGAAGGUGCCUGCAAGCACAACGAACGUGCAUGGCAUCAUCCAGCGUCAGGAAGGACAACCAGCCACACAGAACUGCUUCCUCCAACCAAAACAACAACAACACAACAGCCAAGAUGAGCGACUGGUCCACGGCUGGCCUGUUCAUGGGCACGAUCGCGGCCGCUGCGCUGCUCACCGUCCUGGAGCUGUACUACGUUGGCGUGGGCACGCGAGGACGUCAGGUGUACAAUGCCGUCUUCGUUCGCCUUCUCUACGUUGGCUACUUUGUUGUGCUGGGCUUCCUCAUUCACUGGAUGCCACAGGGAUUUCACGGUGCUGGCGGAGCAAGCAUUUCCUUCAACUUCCACCCUCUGUUCAUGUCAAUCGCUUGGGCAUUCUGCGCCACCGAGGCCGCGAUGUCCUUCCGGAGCCCCGGCUCAUGGGGGCACAAGGGACGGAAGACCUACCACGCGCUGAUGAACUUCCUCUCGUUUUCCUUCUCCGUCUCCGGCAUUGCCAUCGUUUUCAUCAACCACCAACAAAAGAAGGAAAAGCACAUGGCCAGCCAGCACUCUUGGCUGGGUUUCGGCACGGCCACUCUCAUGUGCCUGCAGCUUCUGCUUGGCGCCUUUGCCUUCUACUGGAGCCGCAAUGAGGCAUGGAAGAAGCGCAUGGUGUUGUUCCACAGGUUCCUUGGUGCCGCCACACAUGUCAGCGCGCUCGCCACCAUCUCCAUGGGCCUGGCCAACAACUACGGCAUUCCCCUCAAUGAUCUUGCGGACCCAUACAACGUAUGGUGGCGCGUGAACAAGACGGCCACAAUCCUACUCUGGUCCAUCGCCAUUCGCGUGCUCGCAGGGUUUGGGGGCGCCCCUUCCAGCCCUGGCCGGUCUGUCAACGCUGAAAAGCGCCACCUGUUGCAGGACCACUACAACUGAAGGACUGAAGGAAGGAACACACGAGAGCGCAAAGAGCGAGAGGAUUGCCUGGUCCUGUUUGUUCCGUUGUUCUCUUCUCUUUUUCUCUCUUGUGCGGACUGCUGCUGGUCUGUGCCUUUGCAUUCAUCUCUCCUCCCCACCCCAGCCACCCUUGUUCUGUUGCUUAUCCCUCCCUCCCUCCCUAACCAUGCAGUGGACCAGUGUGUCACGUUCACCAACAGACCAACAGCAAGCAGUCCUGCAGUCGUUCACCCGCGCAUCUUCCCUUCUUCGGCAUCUUUGCUUCUUCCUCCUCCUCCUCCAAGCACUCCACUCCACUCCGCCCAUCCUUGAAGCUCCUCCUCAAAAACACCGUGUUAGCUGUGCAUGAAAUCAAAGAAAAGUGAGA